AUACUGGGCUCAAUGGAGAAUGGUUCGACUCGAUAUAGAGCCCCUCAUCCUCAACUUGUUAAUGUCCUGAAGCAAAGGCGAAGUGGUUACGAGCCAUCAGAUACAGAAACUGAUUGGCAAGACAGUCCAAUGCGUGAUCGAAAUAACAAAAAUGGAGCUUUUGGUUCUGGGAGUCCAAUUCAGUUGGAUUUACCAAGAAACAUCAGCCCUUUGAAGAACAGCAGGAGACAUUCUUCAAGAUAUGAUGAUUAUUCUACAAAGGACUCUGUUUCCAGUCCGCCUCGAAGGAGGCACAGCAGCAAGUCACCCUACAAGACACAAAGAGAUGAUGAUGGCGGUGGUGCUGUUUCACCUGAAUCCAGCCAGAGAAAUGUUAGUCCCUUGACAAAACCAGACCAGAGAAGACAAGCUUCUCCGUACAAGGUAAAAAGAGAGGAUCGUGGUGCUGUUUCACCCAAAUUCAGUAAGAGAAAUGUUAGUCCCUUGUCAAAACCAGAACAGGGAAGACAAAUUUCUCCUUAUAAACCCCGGAGGAAAAAUCAAAGAACACCUACUAGAGAAGAAAGGAGCACUCACUCGCAAUUUGACGAAGACAGUAGAUUAAGUGAGAGACUAAACGCUAGUCGUAGAAUGACAACUGCACCAAGACAAAGGACCUGGGGCAAGGAACAGGAAAACAACCAUGGUCAUAAAGAGCAAAAAGGGGGAAGAAGCCCAUCGCCUUUGUCAAGGAGUAUGAUCCGUGGACAAAGGGAAAGGGAAGUUUCUCAUACAAAAGCACCUUCUGUUGGUGAACUGAAUGAGAUGGUUGCUAACAUCAAGCUUUCUAAAGGUUCUAUGCUUAAUGCUCCGAAUUUUGAAAGCACGGAAUCUAUUCCACCUGGUGAUAUCUUCUUUUCUGUCGACCAGACAACCUUGGCGAUGCAGAAGAAUGCCAUAGUAAAGGACAACAAUGUAACCAAUUUGUACCCAAGGCCCACAAUGUUUCCCCACAUGGAUUCUGCUCUUCUUCAGCGUAAUAAAGCAAAUGCUAAUAUCAAUCAUAACUCACGGAGAACUUCGACAACUUCUGGUUCACGAAUGACUAUGACUUCCGCCUCUUCAGCAAGUAGGCGGAGUAGUAGCAAGCUUACCAGUGACGAUAGCAAGAUGAGUGAUGCAAGAGGUAGAACAAGUGGAAGCUUGAAAAAGUUCACAGCAAAUAGAAAGAAGAAGCAAUCAGAAGCUUGGUUUUCAUGUGUGAGGAAGGGGCCGUGCAAGACCUCAAAAUCACCUGAAAAAAAACGUUUUGAUGAAACAUCAUUCAUUGAGAAGGCGUUUGUGGUUGAGAGCUUGAGACAGUUUUGGGCCGAUAAGCAUCAACCUGAUUCAUUUAAUGGAUUUACAUGCCACAAACAUGAAGCUCAAAUUCUCAGUCAACUAGUAUCACAUGACAGCAUUCCUCACAUUUUGUUGAAAGGACCACCCGGUUCUGGUAAAAAAGCGCUAGCACUGGCUCUGAUUGGCGAAAUAUUUGGUGAUGCAUGUUGGAAUGAACAAAGGGUAGCAGCACAAGUAGCAAUUUCAAUAGCAUCCAGUGCUCACCAUGUAGAGAUCAAUGUAAAUUCGGAACCAAAUGCUAAAUAUGCAUUAAUGGGUUUAGUGAAGGAAAUAAGCAACACUUAUGCUAUUAACCCUGAAGUUAGCGAGGCCAAUUUUAAGCCAGACUAUAAAGUAUUAAUUCUUUAUGAGGUUGACAAAGCACCAGAUAACAUACAGCAUUUGAUAAAAUGGAUCAUGGACUGUUACACAGAUUCUUGUAAGCUCAUACUCUGCUGUGAAGAUGAUUCAGACAUCCCAGAAACCGUAAAAAAUAGCUGCAAAGUCUUAAAAGUCGAUGCUCCUGUAACCCACGAGAUCAUGGAAGUUCUCAUCCAAAUUGCAAGGAAAGAAGAGUUUGAUCUACCGAUGAACUUUGCUUCUAAGAUCGCUGCCAAAUCGAAGCAGAACGUGAGAAAAGCAAUCAUGGCUCUUGAAGCCUGCAAAGCACACAACUAUCCUUUUUCUGAUGAUCAGCCAAUUCCAUUUGGAUGGGAAGAGGUUUUGGUUGAACUUGCAACAGAAAUCCUGACUGAUCCCUCACCUAAUAAGCUAUUUUCUGUACGGGGAAAGUUUCAAAAGCUUCUCAUGGAUUUUGUUCACCCCAAACUCGUUCUCCUGAAAUUGGUAGAGCUAUUCUUGAAGGGAGUGGACGCUAAUUCAAAACGGGAGCUUUAUUAUUGGCAUGCUUAUUAUGAUAAGAGGCUCCCUACAGGAACAACUGCUCUGCUCAAGCUGGAAGAAUUUGUGGCCAAAUUCAUUAGCAUGUACAGGAAGAGCUCUGGCAAUAGUCAGUACGUGCAGUGAAGCUGGUUUUUGAAAGUCCUUAGCCACAGACUGAAGUGCCAUAUUAUGGUGCCGCUGUUAUGGAUGCUAAUGCAACUUGAAGUUCAGAUCUUCUGCCCCCGAUGGAUUAGCCCCUCCAAAUACAUUGCUUUAUUUUGCUUGAUUAUAACAUGAAAGAACACCAAUUUCUGUACACAAUGUCUGUUGUGUGUAUUGGUUUGAUAAAAGAUGAUCCAGAAGAACUGCUUGAUAAUCAUGCAGCAAUCAUCCCUGGACAAUGGUUGUACAAGUGCCUCAAAAAGGUAAGGGCAUAAGA
Molecule: messenger RNA, 2680 nt
Organism: Populus nigra (black poplar)
Lineage: Eukaryota; Viridiplantae; Streptophyta; Magnoliopsida; Malpighiales; Salicaceae
Exons: 11
Biological process (GO): DNA repair; DNA-templated DNA replication
Cellular component (GO): DNA replication factor C complex; nucleus
Molecular function (GO): DNA binding; DNA clamp loader activity
Source: RefSeq, a predicted model, not a curated record